AUGCGGAACUUCAUCGUGAUGGACGAAUCCAAGGGGUUCUCGAACUUCGCCCUACUCUAUCUCUACAACGCAUUGCGGUGUACACUAACGCAAGACGCUUUCGAGUCCCAUGAAGAUGAGAAAUACAGGAAGGCGAUAUUCCUCGUGAAGCACAACUUGCUGCAGUUGCGGCAGAAGAGGGGGGACAGAAACUUGUGGUUGUUCUUCGAGUUCGACCUCACGGAUUUGUUACUAUCCGCGACGGCCGAAAUCGAGGCGAAGAUGAGGAACUACGACAUGGGGCUUCUCGAAAUGUACAACGAGCUGCGCCUGUCUGACUUCACCUUCAACCGCGUGUCCAACCUGGAGCUGGACAUAUGCACCAAUCACAUCUUCUCCGUCGAGGAGAUGAGUCUGCACCUGACCCUUGUGCCUUUCUUGCUGGAGGAAGCAGACGUAACUACCAACUUGUACACGGAGGAAAUUCGGGAGGCCCUGUGGAAGACCCUGAACUUUUUCAACUUCUGCAUGCUACAAAUAAACCAGCAUAACAUGAGCAUCGUCAAUAUCUACAAAAAGGAGAUAAACGUGUUCCUGAAAGUGAUGGACAAUUUUGACUUCAUAUCAAUAAACGAAGAGAACCUCCUGGAGGUGCACGACGAGAUUCAUUUGAAAAAUAAGUAUGGAAAGAAACUGCUUCGAAAUUUUUUCAUUUUCUUAAAUCUCUUUUUAUUUUAUCAAGUCGCUGAACAAUUUGAGUAUUUCCACUAUAUUGAAGUGGUACCUAUUUACAUACGAACGAAAAAGGGGACGAUGAAAUCGAGGAGUUACAAUAUGGAGAGUACCUUUUACCCCUUGGUUGAAGGGGUCUACAAACAUGAUUUAAAAAUAGAUGAAGGAAUUAUCCUAAUACGUAUUUUAAAACAGUACAACAUAGAAAAUGAUACGAAGCGGAUGUACUACUAUGAUUCUGAUUUGAUAUAUAAGGCCAUCAUAUAUGAAUCUGUUUUGUCUUCCUCAUCCGUAUCAUCCUCUGGUCAAUCUGGUGUCCAAUUUGAACCCCUUUAUUCACAGAAUAUCGACAUAACAAAAGGGGCUCUUCCUCCUGAUGAAGACAUAACGUUAAGUCUGAUACUGCUCGUCAAUACGGACACCUCUGUGGACGCUUUUCUAGAACAGAUCCACAACUUUGUUUUUCCAAAGGAUAUCUUUCCUGCCAAUUGGGAUUCCAACAAAGAGAGAAUCAAAAUACUGGGGUCUUGUAUUUACACCAAAGAAUCGCAGCCCCCCAUUUUUCAAGGCUUCUUUUCCAGGGGACUCAGCACCUACAUUCUGUUCAAAAUUUUGGACUUUUUAAAGCCGAACAAGAAGCUCCUCUACCUGUCCAUUGACAGGGCAGAGGACAGCAAGAACCAAAUCGCCUCCGAAAAAAUCGCCGAGCGCAUUAUGAACGUCACGCAGCAGCUGUACGAGGUCGUCCUCCUCUUUGAGCGAGACGCCAUCAUCAACUUUGACAAAUUCGAACACAGCGACGAAUGCGAUAUGUGCCUGCUGGGUUACCGAGGGCUGUACACCCUAUACGUGUGUAUUUUCAUCCCGAUUUUGGUCAGCAUCCUUAUUUGCUAUUGCAUUUACAAAAGAAAAAUCGGUGCCCAAUGCAACUCACCUGUGCGGAAAAUUGCGACAUUCCCGAACCAGGUGAAGUCAAUUGAGCCAAAAAUAGUGACGCUGCAAUUAUAG
Molecule: messenger RNA, 1719 nt
Organism: Plasmodium inui San Antonio 1
Lineage: Eukaryota; Apicomplexa; Aconoidasida; Haemosporida; Plasmodiidae
Exons: 4
Coding region: 1-1719 (572 amino acids)
Source: RefSeq, a predicted model, not a curated record